AUGGCUGCAAUGUUCUGGGCAUUGAUUUUAGCGAGCCUCUGCUACCCCCUAGCUUCAAUCAAUGCCAAAGAACCAGCAGGUGCACCAUCAAAAUUGCCAACUUCAACCCCAGCUGCUCCCUCUAAAUUGCCAACUGUAACUUCCCCCUCUUCUAGCACACCAUCAGCACCGAAACGAUCUCCCGUGGUGGCUGCAACUCCCGGUACCUCAAGAAAACCACCAGCAGCAACUUCUCCCACUUCUAGCAAAUUACCGACUGCAGCUUCCCCCACUUCUGGCACACCAUCAGCUGCCACAAAACCACCCAUUGUAGCAGCAACCCCUAUUAGCUCAAGGAAACCACCAGUAGCAACCUCUCCAACUCUUAGCAAACUACCACCAACCACCACUCAGCCGCCUGCAACUGCGGCAGCAACUCCAACAUCUGCUCCUGUGAAAUCACCAGUUCCCAAGGUUACAACUCCAACAUCUGCUCCUGUGAAAUUACCAGCUCCCAAGAUUUUACCACCAACAUCUGCUCCAGUGAAACCACCAGUUCCCAAGGUUACAACUCCAACAUCUGCUCCUGUGGAAUUACCAGCUCCCAAGGUUUUACCACCAACAUCUGCUCCUGUGAAACCACCAGUUCCCAAGGUUACAACUCCAAGAUCUGCUCCUGUGAAGUCACCAGUCCCCAAAGUUACACCUCCAAAACUUGCUCCUGUGAAACUACCAGUUCCCAAGGUUACACCAGCGAUAAGCCCAAAAGCCCCAUCCCCUAAAAUUCCACCACCACAGCCACCCAAAAAGGCACCUGUUUCCCUUCCACCAUUACCAGUACCACCAUCCGUUUCUCCGCCAACAUUACCACCACCAUUGCCACAUCCAAAGGUAUCCCCAACACCAGCCAAAGCACCAUCACCUGCACACAAAAAGAAAGCACCAAUAUCAUCACCUGUUCCUUCGCCAUUAAGUAACCCACCAACGCCUGCACCAACGCCUGCAAUAGACACACCAUCACCAGCACCUGAAGAUGACACGCCAGAGCCGCCUCCCCACAAGCACAAGAGAAGAAGACACAAGCACAAGCACAAGAGACAUCACGCACUAUCUCUAGCUCCAGCACCAACCAUUAUUCGGAAGAGUCCCCCAGCACCACUAACUGACGACACUACUACUACUACAGCAGAUUCAGAAGAGGCACCAGCACCAAGUCCCAAUGCGGGGGAGUCUAUUGGUAUUGGUAUGGAUGAAGAUAAGCCUGGGAAAGCAAAUGAUGUUGUUGUCUUACCUUGGCCUUUGGAAACAGGUGGAGUUAUUGGGAUGGAAACAGGAGGAGCAACUAUACCUGAAUCUAAUGAUCCUCCUUGUGAUCCUCCUGGUAAAUGGGGAAAAUUUUACAGUAGGCGCAAAACAUAUGAAGAUACUCUAGACUGCAGGACCCUGACUCGAGUCCUAGUUCCAGCAACCCACUUGAAUGUACUAGUACAGCCAACGUUGAUAUGCCUAUUGCUCUUCGGAAAGGCAUUUCUGUUUGUACCUAGCUUGGGAAGUAUUGCAUUGGAGCUGUGGGAGAGGAGAUUAUUCAGAAUGUACAGUGUCUCUGGCCAGUAG
Molecule: messenger RNA, 1593 nt
Organism: Gastrolobium bilobum
Lineage: Eukaryota; Viridiplantae; Streptophyta; Magnoliopsida; Fabales; Fabaceae
Product: vegetative cell wall protein gp1-like
Exons: 4
Coding region: 1-1593 (530 amino acids)
Cellular component (GO): plasma membrane
Source: RefSeq, a predicted model, not a curated record